Aspergillus nomiae NRRL 13137 is the source of this 1719-nucleotide messenger RNA. RefSeq names its product C6 zinc finger domain protein. Lineage: Eukaryota; Fungi; Ascomycota; Eurotiomycetes; Eurotiales; Aspergillaceae. Gene Ontology annotation, molecular function: zinc ion binding; DNA-binding transcription factor activity, RNA polymerase II-specific. The transcript has a single exon. Gene Ontology annotation, biological process: response to xenobiotic stimulus; regulation of DNA-templated transcription. The record is from RefSeq and is a predicted model, not a curated record. The coding region runs from base 1 to 1719 and encodes 572 amino acids.
AUGUCGACGACAACCGCCAAGCGCAAGCGUGCGAGGAAGGCAUGUAUCCCAUGCCAUCAGCGCAAGCGAAAAUGCGACAACGUCUAUCCUUGUGGCAUGUGCACCACCUACGGAUACAACUGCAGCUAUGCCGAGAAUAAUACCAGCGGUUCUAUGGACCGCGGCGUGCAUAUUCCGCCUCCAGCCAAGCGUGUCAGUCUCGACGGUACAAGUCGUCUGAGUAGGACCGAUAUGCGGCGAGCACAUCACUAUGGCGAUGACUCGUUGGCCAAGAGUCCCACCGUCGUGGCCGGUGCCUCCCCGGGCAUCUUUGACGAGUUGAAGUUCAGAUACGCCGGGGCAUCGGCGUCCAUGGCAUUCCCGCACAUCCUGGGUGUGGCUCUCGGUUCCGACAACCCUCCAAAGAUGCGGUCGUUCGCUUAUAAUUUUGGCAUUCGCCCGGAGGAGGCAUCCGGUGCUCACUGCUUUCUGGGAAGUCUCAUCUCGGAGGAAGACCUUAGUUUUUUCUCGGAUGCGUUCUUCUCGGUAUUGGGCCCCAUCAUGGACGUGAUGGACCCAAUGAUCUACACGCAGCGAUGUCGGGACUAUUACCGUAGUUCUGGCAGCAACAACGCCGCAUUUGCCGCCGUGGCUGCUGGCAUCGCUGCUCUGGGAUCGUUCCUAUCUCCUAAUGGACACCCGCGGGAGUCUGACCUGGUGCAGUACGCGAAAGCCAUCCUUGAUGAUCCGGCCUCCAUGCGCUUGCAUGGUAUCGACCACAUCGUCGCAUGGGGCAUGCGAGUGCUUUACCUACGCGCAACGACCCGCCCCAGCAAUGCUUGGAUCGCUUCGUGCACGCAGAUGCACCUCUGUGAGGCGAUCGGGCUACAUGAGGAAGAGAACAUCAAGAAAAUAGCGUCCAUCGCUGGCGCUGCUGUCGUUGGACAUGACGCGGACCGGCUGAGGAGAAUUUUCUGGAUCUCGUGGGCCGGGCAUAACAUGCUGUCCUAUGAGUACGAUCGUUCGCCUGUAGCAUUUCGGGCUGUGACUUGCCAGCCUAUCAUCUCCAUACCCGGGUGCGUUGCCGAUCAGUUCGUACAGCUGAUCCAGAUCAUUCCAUCGCCCAAUUCUCCGUUCCAGCUCGAACUGCGCCCUCCCAAUCCCAGUGAAGAGCUACUUGAGCGCCUCAAGGCGCUGAAUGAGCCACAAUUUACCCAUCCGUUCCUGUUGGUGACGAAGGCGGACAUUGCAUUUUGCUUCUAUCGACGACUUUACCAGCUCAAGACCCGCAUACCAGACGAUCUCAUUAAGUUUGUCAUUGAUAGUGGCAACGCCGCAGUGGAGGCGGCCGAGCAGCAAGCUAGCCAGGGCCGUCUGUUCUGGAACAUCAUCGGCAGCGUCUUCCAGUAUACCUGCAUCCUGCUGGCCAUUGACACGCCCGUGGCCACCACCCACAUCGGCACCGCAUUGAAGGGCUUGGAGAACCUUGUCAAGGCUGCCGAUACAGCACUAACGCGGGAGGCAUUGUCGAUCGCGCGGCACCUCCUCAGCCUUCAUAUGGCAAAGAAGCGAAACGAACUUGCUCAGCUAGAAGCUGUCGAGGCGGGCUAUGAAUUCUUUCAGACACCGUCGGCCUCUGAGGCCAACACUGCUGUGCCAGAUAUGGAUUGGGAAGUGGAAUGGGAUCAGUUCUUUAUCGAGCCAUAUAUAUCUAUGCUCGGUCCAGACAUCCAGUUGUAA